Porites evermanni is the source of this 2446-nucleotide messenger RNA. NCBI's taxonomy places the organism in Eukaryota, Metazoa, Cnidaria, Anthozoa, Scleractinia, Poritidae. The record is from the annotation of a GenBank genome assembly.
GUUUGAACUCCCGAUUUCUGAUUUGUGACUUCAAACGCAGUUUUGGCUUGUUUUGCUAUGUAAGUUCCUCACGCAGUUGUUAUGUUUUGCUACGUUUUAGGUUGUUGUUGAAAGUGAUACCUAGCUGAAUCCACUUUGGACUUCAGACUUCAGACUGCUUCAGACUACAGACGUACAGAGUUGACUUCAGACUCAAGAUUUGAGAUCUCUGAUACCAGCGUGAAGAACUCAUACAGCAACAUGCCAGAAUUGAGUCUGAAAACAGAAAUCACCAACGUAUGAAGUCUGAAGUCUGAAGUCUGAAGUCCUUCCUCGGCUUUCGUAUGAUUGAUAUAAUUUUUCUGUCAGUUAAGUACUGCUUUUGAUAGAAAGAAGCCCAGAACAGCAUAGCUUAUCUAGCUCUUUUCUGAAAAGACUGAAAUCCUUGCAUGAUUCGAAUUAAGCAACAGAGAAAACGUACUUGUUUUCAUAGCUUGAUAUGAACGAGAGAUGGUGUUGGAAUUCGAGACAAUUAUGCAAACCCGAGAGUCGAGCUGCAAAUUUUUGAAUCAUUUGUUUGGAGAAAUUCAUGUGCUAUUACGCACACAAAUCUCCUCUACAAGUCAUCUCUGCAUUAUGACUGGCCUUUAAAAUUGUUUUUGCACAAGUUGUCUUAAUUUUCAAACUUUUUUUUAGAGUUUUACGUCCGCUAACGCUAGAGGACAGCCAAGUUUACUCGAAGAACUUUCCUUUAGGUGUUUUGGACGGAAAAAACGCCUUACCCAAACAUGUUCCUAAUUUGAUUCUUCAAAGGACAACUAGCUAGACUCGCCGGAGCUAUAACCAUGGCCUACCGUAAUUUACAACUGAAUAAGAACUUGAAUAGUAGAAGUUGAAAAAGAAAUUGAAAAAGUAGAUCGGGAAAAGUUCAAUGCCACUAGCGGAUAGAACCGAUCUCCUGUUUACAUUUCACAAAUGAGCUAUAGGCAAAGUGAAUCGGUGAAGUGGUCUCAAUAUUUUGCUUUAACAACUGAAUCAAAACUUUUUUUAACAUCACACUAUUGAAAGUGGGCCACUUCUUCUCAAGGUCAACCUAGUCAAGGUUACUAAAAAUUGUCAAUGCAAAAUAAAUGUGCCAACUUGGUAGAUCUCGAAGCAAAAGAAACGCCAAAAACAAUUAGAAUCUCACGUCUUUUGUACGGCAUAGAAAAAGCCAUCAAAUCGAUGCGUUAUUUGCUAAAUCAUGAUUUAAGGUAGGUGUUUUUCUUGGUACGCCAGUUAGACAUGAGGCCUCUACUAAUUUUAACUAUUAUUCUCCUCGUAGGAUCUGAACUGAAGUGCGAUGGAGGAGCCAAGCAAUUUCACCCAACUAGAAAGCCAUGGGGAGGACGACCAGCCGCUGCCUAACGAAGGGACAGAUCAUAAGGUGGCAAAGAUGACCAUGAUUGGUCUCUACGUCAUUAUCUUCUUGUUCUCUCUAGUUGGCAAUUCCCUUAUCUUUCAUCUUGUCCGCACCCGUAAGAGUAUUCGCAAGAACCAGUUUUACUGGCUUAUUGUCAAUACAGCAGUUGCUGAUCUCAUGGAUGUGGUCACAGCGUCUGCCUUCUCAGUGGCAUACUUCUUAUAUGAGGAAAGAUGGGGACUUGGAGCAUUUGGAGCUUUCCUGUGCAAGAUCAUUCCUUUUCUGCUUGUAACUUCCAUUUGUGCUGCCAUUUGGACGCUCACAGUCAUUGCUGUUGACAGAUAUCUAGUUAUUGUAUGUCUCCGAAGAAGGGCCCUGUCAUCCCGAUCAGUGUUGUGUUCCAUUUGCGCCGUUUGGCUGUGUGCUGCGUUAGUAUCCAUCGGGCAGCUGUACAAAUUCAAAAUGGAAACAGAAGACGAUGGGACAGCCUACUGUAUCGACGAGUGGAACGAUCAAUCGGCGGAGACGUCUCUGCUUAUCUACAGAACGGAAAUGGUUACGAGGGUUGUCAUCACCUACGCAAUUCCACUUUUCGUCAUAGCAAUCUUGUAUUUUUUGAUUGCUAGAUUUCUGUGGAAGCGCAAGCCACCAGUCAGUGUCAACCAACAUGCUUACAAUAAUCAGAUCAGAAAACGCAAGACAGUGAUCAAGAUGUUGAUUACAGUUGUCACCGUUUUUGCGGUCUGUUGGUUCCCUGUGCACGUCAGUCACAUAAUGUCUAAGUUUCACCAAGAUGCUUACAGCGAUAUUCCAGAGGUUCUCAGAUGGCUGUUCUUCUGGCUGGCGCAUGCUAAUGCUGCAAUUCAUCCGUGGCUGUUCAUAGCAUUCAGUGAGCAUCUCAGAGAGGGAACAAAGGAGAUAUUUCGAGAUAUGUGUAAACCAAACCAGCUGAGAUUGCGUCACGGGUCCACUCCAAGUUUGGCAACCGUAAAUGAUCCUCUUUCCCGGUCUGUCACGCCCCCCAAAGGCAGCGUUCGCGGCCGUGCUGAACGCUUGCUGAGCUAA